AUGCGUCUAAAUACCGAAUUUCGCCAGAAAUCUGUCGAGAAACGACCGCAGUUAAGUAAAGCACAGUCUGUAUAUGAUCCCAACUGCACACCGCAAAGCAAUGAGUCAUCUGGUCGAGAACUUUCAUUUCAACAACACAGUGCAAGUACUACGUCUAGGUUUGCUGAUAGCAAAAGUGAUGUGCAUUCCCCUCGAAAAGAUUCACCGAACUCGGACACUUCCGAAAAAGUUGCAUUGCCUGAAUCGAUCACAUCGCUGUGUUUCAUUCAUGCUUGUUGCAAGAAAAAUGAUUCGCGCUCAGUACCAUGCUUAUGGUUGGGCACAUCGAUGGGUACCUGUAUAGCCUUCAGCCUUUUGUUACCAACUGAUCGAUUGAAUUCCAAUGUUGUGGUUGCACCCACAGGAUCGAUAUUCCGAUUGAAAGGCCAAUUCCUUUAUACUGCAUUUUUGGAUCAGUCGUUUUGUUUACUGACAGCUGCAUCGGAAAGUUAUCGUGAUAUUAAGGAAGAUGCAAAAGCGUCAAGUGCGAGUAGUAGUAAUAAUGGCACUGAUAGGGCGAUAGUAAAUAAAGUCGUCACGAAAUGUUCCCUUUCACCGACGUUUUCGAAUGCUUCUGAAAGCUUCUCGUCGAGAGAGGAUGACUUCUCUCAGAUUUGUUGUGGUGGUGACUUGUGGGAUGAAUUGAUUCGAUGUGCUUGUGGAAUGACGAUAUCAGUGCAUUACUUUAUUGAGUUAUCUGUGAAUGAUAACUACAUCUUGUAUAGAAUUAAAAACACGGAUUAUCUUGAAGCAUUGUUACGUUAUGAAGUGAUAUGCUAG
This is a messenger RNA of Anisakis simplex (herring worm), 819 nucleotides long. Lineage: Eukaryota; Metazoa; Nematoda; Chromadorea; Rhabditida; Anisakidae. The record is from the annotation of a GenBank genome assembly.